Tigriopus californicus is the source of this 1354-nucleotide messenger RNA. It is a transcript of the gene Dak1, whose product is annotated as UMP-CMP kinase-like. Bases 222 to 1145 code for a protein of 307 amino acids. Gene Ontology annotation, biological process: UDP biosynthetic process; 'de novo' pyrimidine nucleobase biosynthetic process; CDP biosynthetic process. NCBI's taxonomy places the organism in Eukaryota, Metazoa, Arthropoda, Copepoda, Harpacticoida, Harpacticidae. Gene Ontology annotation, cellular component: nucleus; cytoplasm. The transcript has 2 exons. The record is from RefSeq and is a predicted model, not a curated record. Gene Ontology annotation, molecular function: UMP kinase activity; ATP binding.
CCACUGAAGCGAGGUGAUCCAGAGGCCUACAGUAAGUCCUGUCAUCAUAAAAUAUUCGUUCGCAAGUCAGGAUUGAGCAAUCCAUGUCCCCACUUCAAUGCCUGACUGGCUCGAAAGUUGAUGUCUGGGCUUGACUCCGUUCAUUCACAUUGAUUCAUUGUGGCAGAUCCUUCAGGCGGCGUGGAGAAACUCUAAAUAUAUAUACAUAUACAUAUCAACUGAUGUCCUGGGCGCGCGUUGCGCUGGUGCGUGCUAGUCGAGCAUCAGCCUGGACGGCUCUCGCUCCCGCCUGUCUGGCUGUGUCUGGGACGUGCCGGACGUGCCACUUUCAACGCCCUCUAGAGCUUCGAUCUCAAAGCUCGGCCCUCGUACGACAUGUGAACUCGGGGUCUUAUAGCCGUUCUCUUGCCUGCCGAAGGACGACAGUGCUCCACUUGAUCGAAAGAGGACAGCGUCAGUUUGCGUGGUGGUGGUGCUUGGGCAGACAGCCUUCACGCAGAGGCCUUCUGAGUUACCACGUAGGACCCGUCGAAGUCGCCAUUCUGCUCAAUCGGACCAUCGUGACCAUGGCUGGAGAUAAACCCAAUGUUGUUUUCGUUUUGGGUGGGCCUGGCGCCGGAAAAGGCACGCAAUGUGCCAAGAUCGUCGAUGCCUUCGGUUACCAACAUUUGUCUGCCGGUGAUCUAUUGCGCGAAGAGCGAUCUAAACCUGGCUCUGAAUUUGGCGAGCUCAUUGAAUCCCACAUCACCAAUGGCACCAUCGUGCCCGUAGAGAUCACUUGCUCGUUGCUGGAGCGAGCCAUGAUCACCUCCGAGGCCGUCAAUUUCCUGAUUGACGGCUUUCCCCGAAACCAAGACAAUCUCGAAGGCUGGAACAAGACCAUGAAAGACAAGGUAAACGUCAAGUUUGUCCUCUUCUUCAACUGCGACGAAGAGACCUGCGUCAAGCGAUGCUUGUCACGGGGAGCCGCCGGAUCUGGACGGAGCGACGACAAUGAAGAGUCGCUCAAGAAGAGGUGCAAUACCUAUGUCAAAGCCACUAUGCCCAUCAUCCAGCAUUUCAAAGAAAAGGACAUGGUCAAAGAGAUCGACGCCGGCCGAACUCCGGAUUUGGUCUUCAAUGAAGUGAAGGAGUACUUUGCGUGAGAGGACCUUCCUUUAUUCGAGAGUGUUUCGUUGUACUUCACGACCAGGCUGGUCACGUAGAGAGCACUUUUGUCCGCUUAGAAUGAGCUUAAGACUUGGUUGGCACUCCUUCAAAAACAAUUUCUGAGUAUUCAACCGGCUUCAAGAAACAGAUAUUCGCUAUUUUGUCUUCUCGGUUAUCAAAUAAAGCUAUAAUCUAGUUACACAAA